Triticum urartu is the source of this 5224-nucleotide messenger RNA. It is a transcript of the gene RPD1, whose product is annotated as Ubiquitin carboxyl-terminal hydrolase family protein. NCBI's taxonomy places the organism in Eukaryota, Viridiplantae, Streptophyta, Magnoliopsida, Poales, Poaceae. Gene Ontology annotation, molecular function: RNA binding. The record is from RefSeq and is a predicted model, not a curated record.
CUCGGCCUCUCUCUUCCGCCGGCCGCCGCCAAAACCAAUCCCCAAACAACGAUGCUCCGCCGCAUCGCCGCCCUACGGCCGCCGCCGCCGCGCGCGGUGGCGGCGGCGCUCGUCGGAGGGGCCGACUCAGGCUACUCCUCCAAGUCCACCUCCCUCCCCCAGAAGCAGCAGCGCGUCCGCGACCACGCCUUCGACGGCAUCAUGGAGGUGCAGAAGCGCGUCCGCCGCUUCCUCGCGCUCCACGCGCUGCUCCUCUACGCCGCCACCCCCACCGCGCCCUCGGGCAAAUUCUCCGCCGGGGGCAGCGGCGCGGUCUCUGUGCCCUUCUCCCGCCUCGGCGCCCUCUCGCGCCGCCAGCUCCGCCUCGCGCCCCUCGACGCUGGCAACUUCAUGCUGCGCCACCCGCACGCCUUCCACCUCUUCCUCCACCCGGUCCACCGCAUCCUCCACGUGCGCCUCACCCCGCGCGCCUCCGCUGCGCUGCGCCUCGAGGCCGACGCCAUCGCCUCCCUGCGCCCCGGCGCCGUCCUCCGCCUCCGCAAGCUGCUCCUCCUCGCGCCCCCGCACCACCGCCUCCGGCUGGAGCACAUCCGUCUCCUCCGCCGCGACUUCGGCCUCCCCGACGACUUCGCCGACUCCGUCAUCCUGUCCAAUCCCGCUCUGUUCCGCCUCACGCCUGACGGGUUCGUCGAGUUUGUGCCCUCCCCUGACGACCCACCCGACCUCACCGUCGCCGCCGUCGAGCGCUCCCGGGAGCGCCACUACCGCGAGCACCGUGCUCCCGGCGCUGGCGAGGAGGACGCGCGCUUCGCGUUCCCCACCCGCUUUCCGCCGGGCUUUAAGAUUGGCAAGUAUUUCCGCAUUGCAGUUUGGAAGUGGCAGCGCCUCCCCUACGCUUCCCCGUAUGCGGACGUCUCUGGCCACGACCUGCGCUCACUUGAGGCACAACGCCGCAUGGAGAAGCGCGCUGUCGCUGCUGUCCAUGAGCUGCUCUCUCUCACCGUCGACAAGCGUACCACGCUCGAGCGUCUCGCGCUCUUCCGUGACGCCCUUGGUGUGCCGAAGAAGAUUAAAGAGUUCUUGCUUAAGUAUCAGGGGAUAUUUUACAUAUCAACAAGAGGAAACCAGGGGAAGCUGCACACUGUGUUCCUCAGGGAGGCAUACUAUAAAGGGGAGCUUUUAGAUUCCAAUGAGAUACAUGACGCAAGGCGGAAGCUGGAGGAGCUGCUCUUGAUGAGCCGAGAGAAGGCGAAUUUGGAUCGGAUGUUCACCAGCAUGGGCCGUGGAUGGGAUGAGCUUGGUGGUGGUCGUUGUGGAGGAGCAGAAUUAAGGGAGAAGUUUCUUGGGGAUGCAGGUGGCAGAAAGAGGAAAGUUGGCGCUGACGAUGAGGACGAUGGUGCCGAUAGUGGGGAGGACUCGGGAGUUGAAUCACUCUACAUCGACUGAGGAACAGAAUCAUACAACGGCACUGAAUGUCAUAUAGUGUAGCCUGAGUUCUGAAUCUGGCAUGGGAACCAUAUUGGAAGAUUGAUUUAUCAUGCUAGCAUCUACACCAUGGUGUAGUGAUCUUGAUUGAUAAGAGAGUGUUGUAUUCUGAGGUGAAAAUUUGAGUGAGAGGUCUCGUCCUAAACUUGCGGACACUAUGGAUUGGGGAAGUUAUCACCCUCAAUGCUGCCAUGCAUCUGCACUAGGAUGGUUGAUGGAAUUUUCAUUUGCUCAGCAUUAUGUGAAGGGACAAAGACACAAGCAAGAGAACUCCUUUCUGCCCCCAAGCUAAUUUGAUCAGUGUCUUUUGACUUGAUUGUCCAGAUUUGAAUCACAAUUCAAAACCAUAACAGAUAAUAACUUGUCAGUAUUGGUGUUAUCUGAUAAACUGUUCGAAUGGAGGGGCGCUGGGAUCAAGGGGGCGCUCCUGCUGUCUCCGGUCAGCAUGAUGGCCCCCCUAUGGUCGAGUUGCCUUCUCCGUUAUCGGCGGCCGGAGCUGCGCUGCGUGAGAUGGAAGCCCCGUAAUUUUCCUUUCCCUUUCUUUUUUCCCAGUAGUUCCUGCUGACCGGGGUGGUCUUUCUAUGUAUGCUGAACCAUGUAACUGUACUUUUCGCUCCUACCUUAAUAUAAAUGAAAGCAGCGCUGUUGCUCUUUGUAAAUAAAAAAGUUCAGAUAGUCGACUCAGCAGUUAAUGUUCAGAGAGCAUGCAUCAUUGUUCUGUUCAUUCUUUCAGAUGAUAUUAUCUUAUUUGGUAUCUUUUCAAUUUCUUUCUUUACUCUUUCUGGUCCAAGCGUGAGUUACGUAACACUAGACAGUCCUGCAUUAUUUAGCCAGUCUAUUUAAUGCAUUGUAUUUUUCUUUCUCAGUCCCAGUAUGUCAGUUUAAUUCAUCUAUCAUUUGGUUUAUCAGUAAAAUUUCUUUAGUCAUCAGUAUUUUUGUUGCUUUAUUAUUUUCUGGAUUUCAUUGUCUCAUUGUUACUUAAGUACUUGAGUCUUCAGACUCAUUCUUUGAAAUUCAGUUUAUUGAUCUUCAGUGCACAUGUUUAUUCAUUAUUUCAGUAAGGCCCUUCUCACUGGUCAGAUUUUCAUUUUUCAAGCUCCUACUUAUCAGUCAUUCCUGAGUCUAUCAGGUUUCUUCAUUUUUUAUUUCUUUCCUUCAGUAUAUAUGUCCUCAGUUUUCUUCAGUUUCGGAUUUCUGUAUUUGGUCCUUAAAUUUUAAAAUCACUCAUUCUCCAGUCUUUCAGUCUUACCUUCUCAGUCAUCUUCAAUAUUCAUUGAACAUCAAGGCUAUGCGAUCAGGUCAGGUUUGGGCAAAGGUUUUUCCAGUGUUCGUUUUUUGCGUUCUGUCGCUAUCUAGGAUUAUUCAGAUUUUCCCUUUUUUUUAGAUAACAUCGCCACAACUUUGUCAUUAUUAUUGUUCCUCACAUGAGGAUUUGGUUUUUCAGUUUCGUCAAUAGUUUCAGUGUUAGGUGUCAUUUUCAUCAGUUUCCUCAGUAGUUUCAGUGUUCGGUGUCAUUUUCUUCAGUUUCGUCAAAAGUUUCAGUGCUAGGUGUCAUUUUCUUCAGUUGUGUGAGUUACCACAUAGGUAGGUUAGUUAGCUAGUUUAGCAUGUUUUCAGACAGUUUUCAGUCUAUCUACAUCUCUCAUUUCAGUACUUUAGUCUUCAUUUUAUUUCUUCACAAUAAUUUCUUUUUCAGCCCUUCUUUUGCCAGUUUUUAUUUCUUCCUUUCCAGAUCGGAUCAGAUACACGCUAGAAAUGGAUUAAAUGGGGGUGUCGGUGUCGUCGAAUCCUACCACGAUCAGAUACAUGCUUGAAAGUCAGAGAUACAACUCUUACAGCAAAAUCAUUUUUGUGGGUCUGCGCCAAUAACCCGCUGAAAUCCGUGUCGGUUCUAGUGACUGUAGCAGCAAGAAGGAGCUGCCUGUUUGCGGGGUGGGGUCUCAAGACUGAGCUUUUUGGGCUUGAAGGUUAGGUCAAUUUUUGGGCAUUCAGUUCAGUUCAAUUAUGGCUAAGGAGAUCAUCGUGCCCCUCAGCGUGGAUUGAUUAACACUUCAAAGGAAGAACCAGGAGGAUCUAUUCAUCUGCAUAUCUGUUGAAGGCUCUGAAGUGCAACUAACAAAUUAUUGCAAAGCCAUCAGUUGGUGCAUGAUGUCAUCCACUAUUUGCAGAUUAUAUGUCAACUAUUUACUGCCGCCCCGCAGAUGUUUUAAUUUAUUUGAUCCAAGUUCUGAACUGACUUCCUGUCAGCUUGCCACUCGAGAUUGUCAGCCCUUCCAAAUAGCAGCAUGGGGUUCAAGCACACCACUUUGUACAUCAAUCAAGCUCAAACCACAUUUAUGAUGUGAAAGUGCCGCAGAAGACUGAAAUGUACAAGAUGUGUGCUCUGCUAUCCAACUGACAUACAGAGGUCAGUCUCGACCAGUCCAGAUCCUUGACAACUAAGCAUUUAUACCAACUUUUCCAACUUUGCUUUCAGUUCUGUACCCAUUUGCCCUCUAUUUCCCCUUCAGUCCCUUCUGUCUUUACUUCUUUGGGGGAAAGCACUAGAAUUAGCUUCACUUUUACGUGCCAAAGACGUAUAUAUAUACCCUGGUAUCUAAUUGGUUUCUUCUAAAACAUCAUGCCGUGUCUUGUUGUCUCGAGUUGAGCUAACUGUGCUUCCUGAAUGGUACACAGCAAGGAGGGGCGUGAUAUGCUUUUUACGCUGCGUAUUUGAUCGAUCUGGAGAUAAUCUCAAUGAAUGCUGCCUGCAUUAGCUUGAUUUUCUUGGCCUACAGGUUGGUGGCACUGCAAAAGCAGAGUUAGGCAGGUCUGAUUACUAAAGUGUGCUAAUUUGUGGUUAAGGGUGUCGCGUUAGGCACGUCGGUCUGGGUCUGGUGCGGUCGAGAUUAAUUGCCAUUGCUAUCAAGCCUUUCCAAUUAGGUGGGUUGGGUUGAUCCAGGGCCGUGUUUGGUUCAGGCAAAUCCAUCAUUGGAGGCUAUUAAUUGGCAUUAGGCCUUGAUCUGUGGGAAGGGGAAGGAGGCCAGCUCUGUAAUGCUUGCUCCAAGGUCGGUCAGUCAAGGUCUUGAAGAGUCUGACGUCGAAUGCACCGUGCCACGGCUAAAAUGGCGUCAUUGCGGUGCUCGGAAAUCUUUGUUCGAUUCAGGUCUCCUGCAAAUGUCAUCGGUGUUUGGUUCCAGAAGACCGAAGUUGCCGGCGACGAAUCCGUCGGGUCUGUUGCAUCUUACACCGGACUAUAUCACCGGUUUUUCUUGAACCUCUUGGUUGAUAACCGUCAAGAUCAAGCCGUGAGGUGCUUCACGGACACGAGUAUAUGCCAUAGACCCCCUCAACAGAAAAGAGAGUAUAUUCCAAAGUCUUCCUCGGAAGUCUUGAUGCUGUCUGGUCCAAAGAUCAACUGUCUCGUCUCAGUCGGCUCGUCCUUGCGGCCUAGGUGCUGCAUCAACAAAGCCUGACCAGUAGCCCCCUGGCUUCUGAUGCAUUCACGAAAGCAGUCGGUAAAACAGCUUUACUGUAACUGGCAAAAGCACGGAAGCUUGUGCUGUAACUUCCUACCAUGAUUAUCUGUAGAAAACAGAUCCAGGAAAAGGCAGAUGAAGGCUGUCAUUGAAGCUCCCAUGCGUUUUGUGAUUUUGGAGAUAAUUCAUGUUCUUUGUAGACCUGGCCAUUACGUUCAGCUACGUAUAAAGGAACUGUGCUCAUUACUAUGAGGAAUAAUAAGGUGGAGACAGCCGGCUCC